GUUAUUAAUCUAAAUGUUGGUGGAAAAUUCUUUGCCACAAGGUUGUCGACAUUAAGAAAGUACCCUGACUCCAUGUUGGCUGUCAUGUUCAGUGGUAGACAUGACGUAGACAAGGAUGCAGAAGGGAAUUUUUUUAUUGAUAGAGAUGGACAAUAUUUUAGUCAUAUUUUGAGUUUUUUACGACAUGAAGAUUUACCUCCAGCUACUGUAGCUGAGAAUGUGAUGAAGGAAGCCAUGUUUUAUGGAAUAUAUGCAUUGGAGGACAUUUUAAAAAGUUCUCCAGCUUUGUUUGCAGAAUAUGUCGUCCGAGACAAUAUUCGCCAAAAAUUAGAUUCUUAUGAAGACAUUAAAAGAAGAAUCACUGGUCUGGCUAAGCAACAAGCCUUA
Messenger RNA from Lottia gigantea (owl limpet), 387 nucleotides. RefSeq lists its product as hypothetical. Lineage: Eukaryota; Metazoa; Mollusca; Gastropoda; Lottiidae. Gene Ontology annotation, biological process: protein homooligomerization. The transcript has a single exon. The record is from RefSeq and is a predicted model, not a curated record. The annotation marks the transcript as partial.